AUGUCUGCCGGUAUGGGUUCGAUGGUCACUGGAUUCUUUGGUAUGAAUCUUGUCAAUGGAUUUGAACAUCAUCCCUAUUCGUUCCUGACGGUGUGUGGCUGUGUGAUGGCAGGUGGUUUGACAACGUUUGGAUUGAUCAAGUACUACUGUCAUGUCAAUAACAUUCUACCGUACACCAAGAAGCAAAAGUUCCGCUUUGGAAGCAAUGCUGGCAAUCAAGCAUUCCAAAAUCCAUUCCAACACGCACAUUCCAAUCAAUUGGCUGGAAUGAAUAUCAACCCAAUUGGAUUGCCAAACAAUAACAGUAACAAUGCUAAUGCUAGUGCUACUGGCGGUGGUGGUGUUGGUAUCAACACUUCGAACCUACCACACAACGAGAACAUCAACGUCGGUUUCAACCAUCAUCAACUCUCGAGUAACUACGACCCGAACAACAAACUUGGCAUUGCCAAUCAAAUGUAUGCUUUUAACAAUAGUCCACAACAUCAUCAUCAAUCAACACAACAGCAACAGCAACAGCAACAACAACAACAACAAAGGAAAAAUAGAUUCUUUGCUAUCAGAUCAAUUUUCAAAAAAGAUUAA
Messenger RNA from Heterostelium album PN500, 585 nucleotides. RefSeq lists its product as uncharacterized. NCBI's taxonomy places the organism in Eukaryota, Evosea, Eumycetozoa, Acytosteliales, Acytosteliaceae. The transcript has a single exon. The record is from RefSeq and is a predicted model, not a curated record. The coding region runs from base 1 to 585 and encodes 194 amino acids.